GAUGCCAACCCCGAACGUCUCCACCUCUGCAGCCAAAGGCUUUCGCAGGGCGGUGUCGGAGCUGGACUCCAAGCAAGCCGAGGCCAUCAUGUCUCCGCGGUUCAUCGGUAGACGUCAAAGCCUCAUUGAAGAUGCCAGGAAGGAAAGAGAGGCUGGGGCCACUGAUGCCACAGAGUCUACAGAAACCAUUGUCUUUGAGGAGAAGAACGGGAGAGCCAUGCUGAACCUCUUCUUCAUGCUCAAGGGAGCCAAGACUUCACCACUAUCCCGUGCACUUAAAGUAUUUGAGACAUUUGAAGCCAAAAUUCACCACCUGGAGACCAGGCUUAGCCGAAAGCCCCGUGAAGGGACCGCUGAACUGGAGUACUUUGUCCGCUGUGAAGUCCACAGCUCUGACCUCAAUACUUUCAUUAGCUCCAUCAAGAGGGUAGCAGAAGAUGUGAGGACCACUAAGGAAGACAAAUUUCACUGGUUUCCAAGAAAAAUCUGUGAACUGGACAAGUGCCACCAUUUGGUCACCAAGUUCGACCCUGACUUGGAUCUGGAUCACCCGGGCUACUCUGACCAAGUGUAUCGUCAGAGAAGGAAAUCGAUAGCAGAAAUUGCUUUUCACUAUAAGCACGGGGACCCCAUCCCUCACGUGGAGUACACGCCAGAGGAGAUCGCUACCUGGAAGGAGGUGUACAGCACCCUGAAGAGCCUGUACCCCACCCAUGCCUGCAAGGAGUACCUCGAAGCUUUCAAUCUGCUGGAGAAAUUCUGUGGCUACAGCGAGAACAACAUCCCUCAGCUGGAGGAGGUCUCCCGCUUCCUGAAAGAGAGGACCGGCUUCCAGCUCCGGCCAGUGGCUGGCUUGUUGUCAGCACGGGACUUCCUCGCCAGCCUGGCCUUCCGUGUCUUCCAGUGCACGCAGUACAUCCGCCACGCCUCCUCGCCCAUGCACUCCCCUGAGCCGGAUUGCUGUCAUGAGCUGCUGGGGCACGUCCCAAUGCUGGCCGACAAGACGUUUGCCCAGUUCUCUCAGGACAUUGGGUUGGCAUCUCUGGGAGCCACUGAUGAAGAAAUUGAGAAACUCUCAACGCUUUACUGGUUCACGGUGGAGUUUGGGCUCUGCAGACAGAAUGGGAUAAUCAAAGCCUACGGAGCUGGGCUCCUGUCUUCCUAUGGGGAGCUCAUACACUCCUUGUCAGAUGAACCAGAGGUGCGGGACUUUGACCCCGACGCUGCUGCUGUUCAGCCCUACCAGGACCAGAACUACCAACCCGUGUAUUUUGUGUCUGAGAGCUUCAGCGAUGCCAAAAAUAAACUGAGGAACUACGCAGCACACAUCAAGCGGCCCUUCUCGGUGAAGUAUGAGCCCUACACCCACAGCAUUGAGCUCCUGGACAGCCCUCAGACGAUCUGUCACUCCCUGGAGAGCGUAAGGGAUGAGCUUCACUCACUGAUUAACGCACUCAAUGUUAUCAGUUAAUACAAGAACUGGGCUCUUCCCUCCCUCUCUUCCCUUUUCACCCCAAAGCUGCCCACUCUGCCCUCGCCUCAUUCCCCCCAAAACUCUUACCUGUCUUCUCCAAACAUUUGCACUGCUGCCUGUCACCACGCGACCCCAACAGCUUUGCACG
Pterocles gutturalis (yellow-throated sandgrouse) is the source of this 1622-nucleotide messenger RNA. Its product is annotated as tyrosine 3-monooxygenase-like. Lineage: Eukaryota; Metazoa; Chordata; Aves; Pterocliformes; Pteroclidae. The record is from RefSeq and is a predicted model, not a curated record. Gene Ontology annotation, molecular function: iron ion binding; tyrosine 3-monooxygenase activity. Gene Ontology annotation, cellular component: perikaryon; axon; cytoplasm. Gene Ontology annotation, biological process: dopamine biosynthetic process from tyrosine.